Scophthalmus maximus (turbot) is the source of this 1820-nucleotide messenger RNA. RefSeq names its product threonine synthase-like 2 (gene thnsl2). Gene Ontology annotation, biological process: 2-oxobutyrate biosynthetic process; dephosphorylation. The coding region runs from base 234 to 1703 and encodes 489 amino acids. Gene Ontology annotation, molecular function: pyridoxal phosphate binding. Lineage: Eukaryota; Metazoa; Chordata; Actinopteri; Pleuronectiformes; Scophthalmidae. The record is from RefSeq and is a predicted model, not a curated record. The transcript has 9 exons.
CGCGUUCAUGAUAACGGUGGCGACAGCACUUGAUUUAUCCACGUUCAGGGGUCGACGGACGGAGUCGGCACCGGCUCCUGCUCGUCUCCACCGGCUCGGUCCCUGCAGACACAUAUUUCCAACCGGCGCCGCUUUAGUGUGACAAACAUAUUGGUCUUUAAAGAGCCUGAAGAAGAAAGAAGUUCUGCUCUUAUCCUUCUUCUUUCAGAGGUGUGUGUGUGCGUGUGUGUGCGAUGUUGUUCUGCAGCACUCGCGGUGGAGACCGGGGGUGGGACUUCCGUGAUGUGCUGUUCUCGGGCUACGCUCCGGACGGUGGGAUGUUCAUGCCGGAGAGCGUUCCCGUCUUGAGCGCCGCCACCCUGAGGAGCUGGAGGUCGCUGAGCUACACCCAGCUGGUGGUGGAGGUCGCCUCGCUCUUCAUCCCCACCCGGCUCGUCCCCAGACGGGACCUGGAGGUGCUGGUGGCUGAAGCUCUGUCCGGGUUCUCGGUCCCGGAGGUGGUCCGAGUCGCUCGGCUGAAGGACGGACUCUCGGUGCUCGAGCUCUUUCACGGAGAGACGUUGGCCUUCAAGGACCUGGCCAUGAGCUGCACGGUGCGGCUGCUCGACUACUUCCUGCAGAGAGAGCGACGCACGGCCACCGUCCUCGUGGGCACGUCCGGUGACACCGGCGGCUCGGCCAUCCACAGCGCCAAAGGUCUGUCGGGGCUGGACGUGGUGGUGGUUUACCCCCGAGGACGCAUCACCUCGGUCCAGGAGAAACACAUGACCACCGUCCUGCAGGACAACGUGCACGUGUUCGCAGCCGAUGGCAGCUCAGACGACAUCGACCGGCCUCUGCGGCGGCUGUUCGCCGACACGGAGCUGGUCGAGUCUCACGGCCUCAUGAGCCUCAACUCGGUCAACUGGUCCAGAAUCAUGGUCCAGCUCGCUCACUUCGUCUACGCCUACCUGGAGCUCAGUGGCGUGGAGCAGGGAGAGGCCGGCACCGCCUUACCUGAGCUGGAGGUGGUGGUGCCCACCGGCGGGGCGGGAAACAUUGCAGCCGGCGUCAUCGUCCAGCUCAUGGGUUUACCCCUGAAGCUGGUUGCCAUGGUGAACUCUAACGACAUAGUUCACCGCACGGUGACCUACGGUGAUUUCUCCAUGGCUGCGGAGGUCACACAGACGCUGGCCCCCGCCAUCGACAUCCAGGACCCGUACAACAUGGAGCGAGUCUUCUGGCUGCUGCUCGACAAAGACGGAGCCGCGGUGAAGAACAUGAUGGAAGAGUUUCAACACACACGUCGACACACUCUGCCUGAGAAGCACCGCAAGCUGCUGUCGCAGGUUCUGACGGCGGGAUCGGUGACGGACGACGAGAUCCUGGAGACCAUGAGGAAAUGCUGGGAGGAGAACCAGUACGUUCUGUGUCCUCAUACCGCUGUGGCCGUGUGGCGUCACUACCACUGUCCUCCAGACCCAGAGGUCAACAGGUGUUACAUCGCGACGGCGUCUCCAGCCAAGUUUCAGGUCGCGGUGCAGAGGGCCGGCCUGACCUUUGACCUGCCUGAGGCGGUGCAGGCUCUGGACGGGUUGGCCACUCGAUGCCAGAACCUGGACCGCAGCCCGGACUGGUGUGGAGAUUGGGAGACAAGACUGAGGGAGAAGAUCCAGUCGGUGAGCUCGUCCAGGGAUCGCAGAGGGAACUUAAACUCCAGCUGAUGAUGAAGAAUCCUGAGACGGGUCAGGUGACUGGUCAGGUGGGGGGUCAGGUGACUCGGCAGCUCAUCCUCAAUCUCUGCUCCUUCUUAUCUGGAUUCAGUAAAUGAUCUAGGCAAA